Scophthalmus maximus (turbot) is the source of this 795-nucleotide messenger RNA. RefSeq lists its product as uncharacterized. The transcript is spliced from 2 exons. NCBI's taxonomy places the organism in Eukaryota, Metazoa, Chordata, Actinopteri, Pleuronectiformes, Scophthalmidae. The record is from RefSeq and is a predicted model, not a curated record. Bases 215 to 541 code for a protein of 108 amino acids.
ACAUAAUAAGGACUGACCUGGCUGUCCGGCUUUCAGAUAGCCGAGCGCAGGUCGAAGAGUCCACAUACACACCGGGACAGACCCCCUGGCAGUGGGUUCCCCCUCCCGGGAGUCUGGGCAGAGGAGCUCCGCAGAGAGAGGGAGAAGGAGCCUUGUCAUCUGGCCUUUAACUCACCCCUGAUCCGACGGGAAGGCCACAGUGGAGCGCUCCACCAUGUUUUUCAGAGUCCCAAGACUGACCCCGGGCUACAUCCGGCUGCUGCAGACCCAGGCCUAUCACAAUGUGUCCGUGAUGCCUCCAGCUGAGAGGACCAUGCCCGGUAUGGCCGUGCUGCUGGGGGCCCUGGGGAUCGGGGUGUGCGGCUACAGCUCCAGGCAGUUGGCCCUCUACCACCGGCCCUCCACCCGCGUGCUGCAGUGGGUUGGCAGUCACACUGACGCCAGCAUGGUGGGCAAGAACCCCCUCCUGGAUGGAACUCGCCGGGCCAAUGCCUGUCAGGAGAUUCCGCCCCCUUCCUUUGUGGGCGCGAAAUUCCCCUAAAAAUAAAUAGCCUGUGAUUGUAGGUUGGAUUGAGGUUGGCCAGCAUCAUUGGUUGAGUCUCCGAAGCUGCCCUUUAGCACGUCUAAGAUUGUAGCUAUGAAGGCCCAUUGAACAAAUGUGGCCCAUGUGCUCUCUGAAGAUGUGUUAGUGUGGAUUUCUGACUCAACCUGUAUGUUGGCAGGAGGUCGGAAGUGAUAUGUUGUAGUAUGGAAAAUAGCGCAACACAUAAAAAAAUAAAAAACAGGUUAAAAUUC